Molecule: messenger RNA, 753 nt
Organism: Akanthomyces muscarius
Lineage: Eukaryota; Fungi; Ascomycota; Sordariomycetes; Hypocreales; Cordycipitaceae
Exons: 2
Coding region: 1-753 (250 amino acids)
Biological process (GO): carbohydrate catabolic process
Cellular component (GO): extracellular region
Molecular function (GO): cutinase activity
Source: RefSeq, a predicted model, not a curated record
AUGCAACCUCUCAGCCUGCUCCUGGCUGCCCUCUUUGGCACCGCCGCCCUUGCCGUGCCCACCUCCUUUGAUCAUGACUACUCCGAACUGGCGGAGCGUGGCGUGGACAUUAACAAUUUCAUCAAUGCCAUCCUCAACUACUUCCCCGGCCAGAUGGCUCUCCAGGACGCCUGUUCCAUCAUCGGCAAGGGCGAGACCCUGCUAGGCAAGGCCUUUCAGCUGCUGCCCGACUCCAACAGCAACGGCUGCGACGACGUGACCAUUGUCUAUGCGCGCGGCACCUGCGACCCCGGCAACGUUGGCAUCCUCGUCGGGCCGCCCUUCUUCGCCGCCGUCGCAGCCGCGAUUGGUGGCAAGAGCCUCAACGUCCAGGGCGUUGCCUACCCGGCCAGCAUCGACGGGUAUCUCAGCGCCGACAAGGCCGCCGGCCAGACCAUGGCCCAGAUUGUACGUGAUACUCGCGCUGCCUGCCCGAACACCAAGAUUGUCAUCAGCGGCUACUCGCAAGGCGGCUUCGCGGUCCAUAACGCGGCGGAUGCGCUGGGUGGCGACAUGUCCAAUGUCAGCGCCGCCGUCAUCUUUGGCGACCCCAUGUCCCACACGCCCGUGGCCAACAUUGACGCGAGCAAGGUGCACGUCGUGUGCCACGAAGGCGACGACAUCUGCAACCAGGGCGCUCUCAUCUUGCCCCAGCAUCUCACGUAUGCCAUUGAUGCCGCAUCUUCCGCGGCUUGGCUGGCAUCGAAGAUCUGA